AUGGCAUUACCUGUCCUCCAGCAAUGCCAGAAAAUCCGACAGAUACUUCACUUGUAUUCAAGGAUCAGCAAUGCGCACCAAGACAUUAUUGUCCUCUGGCUGCCAGUGGCCAAUGUGCUCUUCUCUAACGUGGUAAUGAUGAUGGGCCACUGGGCCUCUAUCAUCAACGUCGUUCUGUAUAACCACGACUUAGACACGGCCGGGAAGUGGAAUUGGGUUCUCAAGCGACACUUGGGCGGUGCGUUAGGCCCGCUUUUAAAGAUUCUUCUCAUUGGUUUGUGCAACGACCGAUUGGCCCAGCUAGAUAGACGCCUGAGCCUGCAGCUCCUGCUCAUCGAUUUGAGGCUCUUAGGUGAUGGUGACAGAUCGCAUACUUUCGCCAAGGAGCUCACAAUUCUGCUGAGAGCCCAACCUCUCAGGAAUCCAAUAAUGUGCAAACACCAGAUAUGCGAUAGCCCUUUCGUCUUGGAAUUCGUUUUCUGCGUACUGGUGAAUGCUCUAAGCUAUGUGCAGUAUGGGAUGUCCAUGGCAAUAACCCUGGACUUUCAAUCCAGUAUUAGAUUAAUGGCAAUUAAAUACUAA
Molecule: messenger RNA, 582 nt
Organism: Drosophila kikkawai
Lineage: Eukaryota; Metazoa; Arthropoda; Insecta; Diptera; Drosophilidae
Product: gustatory receptor-like 36a
Source: RefSeq, a predicted model, not a curated record